Aspergillus pseudotamarii is the source of this 2082-nucleotide messenger RNA. RefSeq lists its product as uncharacterized. The record is from RefSeq and is a predicted model, not a curated record. Gene Ontology annotation, molecular function: fumarylacetoacetase activity. Gene Ontology annotation, biological process: L-phenylalanine catabolic process; L-tyrosine catabolic process; homogentisate catabolic process. The transcript is spliced from 8 exons. The coding region runs from base 1 to 2082 and encodes 693 amino acids. NCBI's taxonomy places the organism in Eukaryota, Fungi, Ascomycota, Eurotiomycetes, Eurotiales, Aspergillaceae.
AUGAAAGCUGCGACCCCAUUCCCCAUCGAGAAUCUGCCAUACGGAGUGGUCUCCACCUCGAAUGACCCAACCCCUCAUUCAAGGUACAAAUACCCCGCCAAGAUUGCUAUGGUAGAGGUUGACAUAUCUUUCUCGCAGCCUGCUCUGAAUGUCUUCGCAUCAACCCCCCAAUCCACGCAAGCCGAGGUGAGAGCGCGCCUGGUUCAGUUUCUCGAGGGCGCAAGCGAAGCCGAUAAAGAGAAAUAUUUUCUUCGCUUGUCGCAAGUGACGAAGCAUUUGCCCAUGGAGACCGCCAACUUCUCCGACUUCUAUUGUUCGCUCGAGCAUGCACAAAACUGCUCAAAAAUCAUGAGCCUUGAAGUCAACCCAAACUGGUACUACAUUCCAUCGGUCUACAACGGCCGCACAUCCAGUCUUAGAGUGUCGGGGCAGCCUAUCCGCCGACCGUGGGGUGUUAUAUCGGGACCAGGUAGAUCCUCCCCCGCGACGUGGUCACGAAGUAAGAGGCUCGACUUCGAGCUCGAGAUGGGUGUAUUCUUAGCGAAGCCUCUACCCGCUGGUCAGAUCCUCGACAUCCGACACGCCAGGGAGCAUAUCUUUGGUUUUGUCAUUCUGAAUGACUGGUCGGCCAGGGACAUCCAAGGAUUCGAAAUGGCCCCUCUUGGUCCGUUCCAUAGUAAAGGGUUUGGAACCACGAUCUCACCAUGGAUCGUCACGAUCGAUGCCCUGUCGCCGGUGGAAUGCCCCGUAUCGAUUCCACAGAGCCCGUCACCCUUACCCCAUUUGGCCUGGAAAGGAGACAGCUCCAAUGCUACAUGGGAUAUAGAAUUGUCUGCGCGGAUCUUGAGAAAGGGGAAGACGUAUCACAUUACGUCCACUAAUCUCAAAGACCUCUACUGGACGCCGUAUCAGCAGCUCACCCAUCUCGCGAGCGCUGGAGAAGGCCUUUCGACCGGAGAUAUAUUUGGCACGGGCACUAUCUCAAACGAUAAUUCUCGAUGGUACCAGUAUCAGGGUCGUUGUGAAGAGGCGAUCGGGGAUGCGCAGCGGGAGAUCGUCGAGGACACCAAAGUGGUUUUGGGAGCUACAGACGAGCGGAUUCUAUGGGAUGAAAAGGAAUCCCGGGCCGUCGUGCGCAAGUUUGACAUGCGAUUGCUAAGUCUUUUCACCGUCAUUAACCUGUUCAGCUUCAUCGACCGAGUUAAUAUCGGCAAUGCGCGUUUAUUGGGACUCGAGAAGGAUCUAGGAUUGUCCGGACUACGCUUCAAUAUUGCGCUGAUGUGCCUUUUCGUGUCGUAUUGCGUUGUAGAGUUACCUUCAAACAUUCUGUGUAAAAUCGUCGGGGGACAUAUCUAUAUCCCUACCCUUGUGCUUUGUUUUGGCAUCAUUACGAUGCUCACCUCGCUGGUGGAGCAGAAAGGCGGCUUGUAUGCAUGUCGCUUCCUCCUGGGAGUCUUCGAGGGCGUGUCCGUCAUUCUUGCGGUCGUCGCGUUCAUGUCCAUUCCGAGUGGCCCAGAAAAUGCACGGUUCUUAACAGAAUCUCAAAAACAAGUGGCAGCUGCCGCCUGUGCGAUAUCCAUCGUGGUCGGCUACAUCUCCGACCGUUACCAAAACCGUGGCUGGGUGAUCUUUGCCACCGUUCCGUUCGGCAUUGCUGGCAUGGGCAUGCUCGAAUUUCUCCCGGCUUCCAUGCCGCGUGCGAAGUACGGAUCCUUGUACCUUGCUGCACCGGGCAUCUAUGCCUUUCUGCCCCUCUGGCUCGCCUGGGCAGUUAAUAAUGCCGCGACGCCGACCGUCAAAGCGGCUUCGGCGGGCUUAGUCUUCACCGUCGGGUCGCUCGGUGGGAUUCUCGCACCCUGGGUCUAUUUGCCCGGGGAUGCGCCGAACUACCGCACAGGUCAUGCAAUCAUGUUUGCUUUCUUAUUUGGGAGUUGGGCCAUGUGCAUCGGCAUGAUAACCUAUAUCAAAUGGGAGAACCGCGCCAGGGAAAUGGGAAAGCGAGAUAGUGUUUUGGAAGGAUUGGGCUCUGAGGAGCAAUUGGAGCUGAGUAGUCGACAUCCAGCAUUUCGCUAUGCUGUCUAA